AUCUUUCUCUUUUCUUUUUAAUUUAAAUUUCUCAACUUCUUGGUUCAUAUGUUCUGUGUAGUAAUUUGUUUGUUACCUUUUAUUUUGUUUUCUUUGAGAUAUAUAUAUAUAUAUUUCGUGUGAGUUUCAAACAUGAACCAGAAAAAAGUGGAUAGAUAUAUUGUCUCUUGGGUUGAAGCCAAAGAAGGCAGUUAAUAUAUAUACACACACAAUCAAAGAAGUUAGGAGAUUAUAGAUAUACAGUAUAUAUAGCUAUAGUCUAUAGAGAGUUUCAUUUCUUGUUCUUGUUUUUUGUUUUGUUUGGUGAUGAUGAACAAAGACAUGUUACUUCAUCAGCAUCAUCAUCAACCACAACAACAAGUACAGCAUCAACAAGACGAGAAUAUGUCGAAUCUAACAUCAGCUUCUGGUGGUGAUCAAGCAAGUGUCUCUUCGGGAAACAUAACUGAAGCAAGUGGCUCUAACUACUUCCCUCAUCAUCAGCAACAACAACAGUUCUGUGUUCCAGAUUUAUCACAACCUCAAAAGAAGAGGAGAAACCAACCAGGGAAUCCAGACCCAGAAUCAGAAGUGAUAGCUUUAUCACCAAAAACACUACUGGCAACAAACAGGUUCGUGUGUGAGAUCUGCAACAAAGGUUUCCAAAGAGACCAGAAUUUACAGCUUCACAGAAGAGGUCACAACCUGCCAUGGAAGCUGAAACAAAGAUCCAACAAAGAAGUCAUAAGGAAGAAAGUCUACGUCUGUCCAGAAGCAACUUGUGUCCACCAUGACCCAUCUAGAGCUCUAGGUGACUUAACCGGAAUCAAGAAGCAUUUCUGCAGAAAACAUGGGGAGAAGAAGUGGAAAUGUGACAAAUGCUCUAAGAAGUAUGCUGUUCAAUCAGAUUGCAAGGCUCAUUCUAAGACUUGUGGCACCAAGGAAUACAGAUGUGACUGUGGCACUCUCUUUUCUAGGAGGGAUAGUUUCAUAACUCAUAGAGCAUUUUGUGAAGCAUUGGCUGAAGAGACUGCAAGAGAAGUCGUACUGCCUACACAAAACCAGAACAGUCAACCAAAUCCUCUUGUGAUUCGUCAAUCUUCUUCUCAUCCUCAUCAUCAUCAAACUCAACCAAACAUAAACGUCUCUUCUACUUCUUCACCCUCUCACAACAUCAUCAAUAGCCUUCACUUCGAGACCAACAAUGGUACUAGUAAUGGCAACAGUAGCAGCAACCAUCUCCAUACGUUUCCCAUGAAGAAAGAACAACAAAGCAAUGACCAUAUCAUCAAUUUCCAUCAUAAUAUCCCCCCCUGGCUUGCUCCUCAGCCCCUUUCUCACCAGCCACACGAUCUCACGUCUUCAAACCCUAACCCUAGUAACGGUGGAGGACGAGGUUUGUUCUCUCUUGCUUCUCCGGCUAUGUCAGCCACCGCAUUGCUCCAGAAAGCAGCCCAAAUGGGUUCUACAAAGACAACAACCACGGACUUGGAGAGGUCAACUCAUAAUAACAACCUCACGACGACAAUGGCAUCGAUGAUGACGUCGUCGUCUGGAUUCAUCAACUCCAACAACAACAAUCAAGGUUUGUUCCAAGACUACAACGCAUCCGGGUUUGAUCAUCACGGUGGAGAAGAAGCAUUUGACGAUACGUUUGGCGGGUUCUUGAGAACAAACGAAGCUACAACAACUGCUUCAGCCGCAAGAUCAGAGAAGAGUAAAAGCGGUGGAGGAGAAAGUUUGACGAGAGAUUUCUUGGGGCUAAGACCGUUAAUGUCUCAUAACGAGAUUCUAACUUUUGCUGGUCUUGGAAAUUGCAUCAAUAGCUCUGCUUCUGAUCAGCUUCAUCCAAAGCCUUGGCAGGGAGAAAGAUGGGCACGUACGUACGUAGGUAGGUCCGGAGGUAUUUUAAUCCCUAAUUAAUUAAGAAUGCUCAUGGUUGUAUUGUAUCUUUGUAGUAAUUAUUUCUCAUUUUAUUACAUGAACAAAAAUUAAAAUCUUAUCUUUUUAAAACUAUCAACCUAUAUAUUGUCAAGUGCUUGAUUUCAUAAUUUCAAUAUUUUGGUUCCUUUUUGUUUUGAUGAAAAUAUAAGAGUAAAUAUCUUGACUUCAAUUUUCCUCCAACUCCAAGUCAAACACUAUUUUUUCAAUAUAAAAAAGCCAAAAAAUUUAGACUUAACCGUCCUUUUUAAAUAUUUUUACUUACGAUCAUUACAAAUUCAUGAUUAGGUAAUCGAAAUCUAAGUAAAGAAAAAAUGAAAAUGAGAAGAGAAGAAAGAAUGAAUAUAAAAGAAACUGACUAUGAAAAGCAUAUAUAAAGGAAAGAGGAGGAUAUGCAUCGGAUUCGAUAAGGGUGACUCAUCUUUUGCUAAAAAACCUAUUU
Molecule: messenger RNA, 2362 nt
Organism: Camelina sativa (false flax)
Lineage: Eukaryota; Viridiplantae; Streptophyta; Magnoliopsida; Brassicales; Brassicaceae
Product: protein indeterminate-domain 11
Cellular component (GO): nucleus
Molecular function (GO): DNA-binding transcription factor activity
Source: RefSeq, a predicted model, not a curated record